GGCAGCCGCUGCCCGUCACGCGCCUCCUCCUUCCCCCUGCCGCCUCCGGAGCUGCGGGAGGCGCCGGGAGCGCGCACGGCCGGGGGCGCGCAGCCGGGGGGGGCGGGUCUCCGGGUGCCGCGAUGGCGGCGGCGGCGGCCUCGCAGCGGGACCCGGGCGACUGGCAGGACUUCUCCGGCUUCCAGCCCCCGCAGGCUGGCGGCGCUCCCGAGGCCGCCCGCGACAAAGGCGGCUGGGCAGGGGGGGAUCUGGGGGCGAGGCUGUCCCUCUGCUUCCAGCCCCCGCAGGCCCGGGCUGGCAGCGGAGGCGAGAGCCGCGUUCCGCUGCGGCCCCUCACGGAGCAGAGCGCCCUGCAGGACGACGAGAUCUGGAAUGCCUUGACCGAUAAUUAUGGUAACGUAAUGCCAGUUGACUGGAAAUCUUCCCACACCAGAGCUUUGCACUUGCCAACGCUGAAUCUUUCAGAAAAAGGGGUAAAUGAUAACUUAAACCUUGACCUGUCAGAUGAUGAAGAGCUGAGGGAACAGUUGGAUAUGCAUUCUAUCAUUGUUUCCUGCAUCAAUGAUGAACCACUAUUCACAGCAGAACAGGUGAUUGAAGAAAUAGAGGAAAUGAUGCAGGAAUCGCCUGAUCCAGAAGAUGAUGAAACGCCCACUCAAUCCGAUCGUCUCUCCUUACUUUCCCAGGAAAUUCAGACACUCAAGAGAUCCAGUACAAACAACAGCUAUGAAGAGAGGGUAAAAAGAUUGUCUGUUGCUGAGUUAAAUGAACUGCUAGAAGAAAUUGAGACUGCUAUUAAGGAUUAUUCUGAAGAACUGGUACAGCAGUUGGCACUACGAGAUGAGCUCGAGUUUGAGAAAGAAGUGAAAAACAGCUUCAUUUCUGUCCUUAUUGAAGUACAAAAUAAACAGAGAGAGCACAAAGAGACAGCAAAGAAGAAAAAGAAGCUGAAAAAUGGUAGCCCUCAGAAUGGGAAACAAGAAAGAGGUCACAUGCCUGGAACACGCUUCAGCAUGGAAGGGAUCUCAAAUGUCAUACAGAAUGGCUUCCGCCACACGUUUGGAAACUCGGGUGGAGAGAAACAGUAUUUAACGACCGUCAUUCCAUAUGAGAAGAAGAAUGGACCCCCAUCUGUUGAGGAUCUUCAAACGUUAACCAAAAUCCUUCAUGCCAUGAAAGAGGAUAGCGAGAAAGUGCCAGGCUUGUUAACAGACUAUAUUUUAAAGGUUCUGUGUCCUACAUGAAGAGGGCUGCCUUUCAGAAUUAAUUGUGCUCCUUCCUGUGAUGAGAAGCUUUCCAUGGAUAUAACUCAGUUUUUGUUUUAUUUUUUUAUUUUUCCAUUUAGUACUAUACCUAAACCAGUAGGCAUUUACCUCCUCCGUGUGUGUGUGGAUUUUCUGAUCCUGCAAUACAUCCUCUGGGCAUGACAACUCAUCCAUUUUAACUUAAUAGUGCAAUGAACUGGAGCAGGGAACAAGCACUGUACAGUUUUACUCACAUUGUUCUGGCUUUUUAAAGUCUAUUUUUACAUUGUAUAGCAUGUAGUAAAUCCUCCUGCACAUUUUGUUGUUGGAAGGAAAAGAAAACUUUGAAUAAUGUAAAUAAAAUAUAAGACUAGUUUUAAGGAAUUCAUAUUUAAAAACAUCCUUAGUUCUUAUAGCAAAAAUGAUCGCAGUCCAAACCUGAGAAAAAGAUUCAGAUGAGUUCUUCAGGAAGCACUCCAGAACAGUGUUGGUGGAAGUUCAUUUUUGACAUUUCUUUUUAAACAGUAACUUAGUUUGAAGUAUGCACCAUUAUUGCUCACAUACUGAAUUUAUGAACCGUAUUCUCUAAUGAUUUGGCAUAGUAAUUGUAUCAAGUAUCAUUGUUACCUAACAAACAUCAGAGUAAUGUGUCAUAUUUAAUUGUUUUUUAUUUUAUUAAUGUUCAUGUGGCUCAGAUAUUCUCCCAUAUUGCUGCUAUUAUUUUACUGUUUUUAAUAGGUGUUUGAUCUUAAUGAAUAUGCUUCAAUAUAUAAACAUUUUGAAAGGCUGUAUCUUUUUAAAAAUACAUGUACAGUUUGGGGGGAAAAAAAAAAAAAUUGCACCUGGAUUCCAAGUUAAUAUUAUCUUGAGACUUUGGUCAUUGUGUAUCUUCAAGCUUUACUACAAAUCUCUCAUGUAUGCACUAUCUCCUCUAUGAUGAUGUAUCUGCGUUCAAACAGAUGAGAAUGUAUUUUGCAAAUCCUGUAAAAGAAACAUACCCUAUAAUCUCAAUAUUAAAUAUUUGUCACAAAUCAUUUUGCCAGUCUUAAAGAUUAGAUUGAAAUAUAAGGACUACUACUGAAAACAAAUGAGCUAUUUUCUAGUCUGAAUUCCUAUUAAUUCUAUACCAGAUUUUAGUACUAUAUAUAUGAAAACACUGGCAGGUAAGAUUAUAAAGAGAUAAAUGUCUCUUCUUCAGACAGCUGUUUAAAAUCAUCAGUUUUCUGUCCUUAGGCUGAUUCAUUUUGGUCAGUAAAGCAGUCAGUUUGAAAACAGCUUCAUAAUGCUUUGCUAAUUUUUCUAAAGAGCUUGGCAUUUUUCUUGUCUCCCUCUUUCUGUUGCCAAAAUUAUCAGAGCUUAAAAUUUUCAUCCUCCCUCCCCCUCCUCUCCCCUCUCCUGAUGGCCAUCUUGCCAGCCUGGUCAGCAAUAAUGGGUCUUCUGUGUAAGUGUGUCAUACAUGAGAAACAUUUUAUCCUUGCUUCAUUCUGUUUCAUUAGUGGUUUCUGUAGCAAGAAAGAAGCCAUUUUUUUUUCUGUAGUUCAUGUGUUAGAAGCUCAUUAUGGCAUGUUUUUAUAUAGAAAUGCCUGCUUUUUACUAUCAAUACCUGAAAAUUGACUAAGGGAGACGACCCUGUUUUUUUUCAUCUUUUUUUUAAAAUGACGUAUUUUAACACAUUUUGUCUCAAAAUGAGAUAUCAUCAAAGAUUUUUUUAAAUCUGCUUCUGAGGCCUGAAGUGUCUUUUAAAUGGAAGGAGGGGAAAAAAAUAAUUGCAAGAAGUAUGGACAAAUUCUGUGGUGUUAGUUGUAGUGAGCCGCAUUUUGUGAUUUAGUCACUAAAUACUAAACGUAGUAAAACUUGUAAGAAAACCAAAUGCUAAAAAAUAGCAUUAGCUUCAGUGUGCCAAACAUCUGCUUGGGUAUAUUAUGCCCUUCAUCAGACUUAUAAAAAGUACCUGUUCAGAUUCUGAAAACAGACCUAUUUACCUUGUAUGUAAAAUCCUGGCAUUAAACAACAGUUGCCAAAGCCAUGUUUUAUAUGGCAAGUAUUUUACAUAUACAUAUCUGUAUAUAUAAAAGUAAAUCUUAACACACACGAGUAAAAAGAACCAAGCAAACCUGCUUUUCUGCUGAGCGCUAUGUACUUCAGUUUCUCUGUAAUGCAUCCUUUUUCGAGAUCCUGUAUUGAAUCUUGCAUUCUUUCAGCGAGCUGGACGACUUCAUUCCUUUCAGUUUGUGUGAUAGCUGUAAGAUGGCCACCCAAGAGUAUUUGCUGGCAAAUAUCUGAGAUUUGGAAAAAAUGCAUUUUUACCAAAGUCUCUUCAGUUUUUAACAUGAAGAGUCCUGGAAGCAAUGCUUUCUUAACAUCAGUGAAUUAUAAGUUACUUAAAGAUAGGUGUUUGAUUUAAUAGCCUUUUUUAAAUCCAACCUUUCUUGUUUCUUAUUUUUAGCAAUACAGUUAUUUCAUUUGAUGAGAUUAGUCACUUACUGACAUAAUGAAAUUUUGAGUGAAGGGCUACCAGGGAAGCACGUCCAAGGUAGUGAAGAAUCCUUAAGUAUGUUUUCUUCACUAAGGAAAGAAGCUUGACAACAGUAUUGGUUCCUUUAUGGUGAAAGAUAAUGACCAAGCUGGUAUAGUAAACUGCUGGUAAAGAAUAUCUGCUGUUGACCAUGCCAGGUAAUUGUAUCCUUAAGUUUGGAUUGGUGGCUUUAUAGCAGUAGCACACAUCUUUCUUGCUUUCAGACCAGAUUACCUUGGAUAUUCUUUCUGCAUGCAUGUUGCUUGGAAGCUACAGCUAGCACAGAAAAUGGUACUAUGCACCGCUUGCCAACAGUGUUGGUAAGUAUGUUGAUACUUCUGCACAGCCUCCUCAUUUCCAAAGGGACGUUUUAAGAUGUGGAGUUUAAUUCCUGAAAUUCGUAAUGGUACAGAGUCUGUGUGCUAUGCAGCCUACUUCUCCAGCUGUGGCAAUAAUGGGCAGUGGAGGUCAGCAGCUUCACUUAAAUCAGCAUCUCUACCCAGUUCAAUCAGGAAGGGCCUGGAAGCAAAGCUUUCUAGUGAAGUACUCUCAACUCUGAUGCACCACAGCCUCAACUUAUUGACUUGUCCCGUCAUUCUAUGAAGUGUGACCUUCGUUUUGGGUGUUGGGGCUGUUUUGUAAUAAUAACAAUCUCUGUUGGCCUGGUACUAUUUUCUCAUUUUGAUAGCAAUAUUAAUCCUUAAUAUUUCCACAUUUGACUCCAAGUUAUCCCUUGAUAUGAAGUCACCGCAAAAUAUGAAGAAACCAAAAACUCAUCAAGUAGAAAAUGAAAUCUCAGUACAACAUGGAUAACGUGGACCUGGAGUCAUGUCAGAUGAAUUUUGCUUCCUGCAUCUCUUGGGGACACAGUGUUGUUUAAGCCUAAAGUGAAGCUCUGAUUGUUAUAAAGGAAAUCUACCUGUUGUAAUACUAAGAUAAUGCAAUUCAUUUUCAAGGUGUCUACAAUUUUUCAGGUAGCAGUGACUUUUAGGAAGGUUACACAGGGUAUGUCUAAUGUCUGAGAAGCAUUAGAUACCUUCCUUGCGGAGAGUUUCUUAUCACUGAAGAAUUAAAAGGAAUGCUUUGUGUUUUUUUUUUUUGUUUGUUACAUUUUUGUUUUGUUUGGGGGAGGUGGGGUUGGGGUUGGGGGAUUGUUUUUAUUUAAGUGCUUUGUCCUUGAUGGUGACAUGAAGUAUAUUGUUCCUUUGCUCACAUUCCUUUAACCAAGGUCUAAUUCAGGACUUCUUUUUGGUUUUAUGUAUUGAUCGGUGACGAUUCUAUCAGCUGAUCAGCAUGCAGUCCUAACAAUAAUUGGUGAAGAAGCUUUAUGAAUUGGGAGAAUUAGCUACUGAAUUUAGUGAAUUUUUGUCUGUUUUGUUUUUCUUACCUUUAUACUCUUCAGAUGUUGAAUAGAAUCCUGUCAUUGCACUAACUGCUACUUCAAACAGAGCUCAUAGUUAUUUUGUUGUUCAUUUUAAACUAGUCUUUGGGUUUUAUGUUAACAUUAUGGAAUAAAACAUGAAUUCUAA
Molecule: messenger RNA, 5288 nt
Organism: Oxyura jamaicensis (ruddy duck)
Lineage: Eukaryota; Metazoa; Chordata; Aves; Anseriformes; Anatidae
Gene: FEZ2
Product: fasciculation and elongation protein zeta 2
Exons: 9
Coding region: 123-1244 (373 amino acids)
Cellular component (GO): axon; cytoplasm
Source: RefSeq, a predicted model, not a curated record